UCUGUCCUGGGAACUCAGGAAGGUGGAAUUCUGUAGCCUUGCCUGUUGGAUGAGAGCUGCUGUCUCCAGGUCUGGCCAUGGCUUCCAGCUGGGGUGACUCCCUGCUCGGUUUUGGCUUGGGUUUGUUGGCCACCACACAGAGCUUCAUUGUUUAGCAGCACUACAGGGCAAACACUUGCCCCAGAGAUAAGGACCAAGUCCUCUUCCUCCACACAACAGUGUUUUCUUAAGGAGCAUUUCCUCCUGGGGUAGGCACAACCCUUUGGAAUCAUUUAUCCUUCAAACAACUCCCCCCCUCCCCCCUUCCUCCAUGCCCUAUGACAGCUCCACCUCUUUCAUGCCAGGUGAGAACCAUUCCCAGAGGGUUAGCCCCAAGGUGUGCUAAGGCUUUAACGAGCAAUAAAAAGCAAGAAACGAUACCAUAGCAGCAGAGGAGGAGCUCCUUCUUGGUUAGCCACCGAGGAACUGGAAACUUUUCAGCCUUCCUCAGCCUUGCUGGGCUCUGCCAGCGGAGGGAGUUUGUUGCUCCACAAAACGCACUUCUGGAACUGGGAUGCUCCCUGUGGAGCUUCGUGGAGCAGGACUGGUGGAGCAGGUGCACCAGGCUGUGUGCCAGGUGUUGGAGGGGAUGGGAAGCUGUGAGCUUCCCUGCUGGAGCACAUCAGUCAGAGGAAGCGUGGGAGGCUGGUUCCCGGUGACACCUCCGUGCCCAGCAGCGCUGCCCCGCCGGUGCCAUUGGCUGCCCUCUGCCCGGGGCCCUCGCCAGCCAGCAGUUAAAUGCCUGCAGGUGGCCAGGCUGGGGCACACAACUCUGGGCAUCCCAGCUCAGGCAGCCAGCUCCAUCCCAUCCCGAGCACCGCAGCAGACACCAGCUUGUGCCAUGGCUCAAGCCUCAGGGACCACAACCACCGUGAGGGCUGCGUUCCUGGUGCUGCUCCUCUGGGCCAUAGCCUAUGCUCACCCUGUGCCCAGCCGGGAGCCUGCCCUCCACUACCACAGCGCCCAGCAGGAGGACACAGCCGGUGAAGAUUACAGCAACAAGCUGGGUAACCCCCUGGGUGCUGGAGACGGCAGACACUCUCCUGCCAGUGCAGGCAGAGGGGACAAUUCCCUCCUCGGGGACCCGGCGGCCGGCAACGCCGUGGGAGAGGAGAUGGGCAUGCAUGGUGGCCACAAGGCAGGCAGAGCUGGGGAGGUUCAGCACCUGAACCAGGUGGAUCGUGAGGAUGCGAGUGCCUGGGAUGGAAACAGCCUUGGCUUCCUGGAGGAGGAUGCGGCUGACACCGAUGAUGGGGAGCACUACGGCCCUGCAGUCAGUGGGCUUCCCUUUCACGCUGGUGGCUUCAUGGACGAGGAGGACGAAAGUGGAGAUGACACCUUCGAUGAGAACGGGGAGGAGGAGAGGGGAGAAGGCCCUACUUACGUGGCCGGUGCCGACGGGGAAGGCGGACACGGCUACGAUGGUGACCGUGGGGACACCGGGGCUGGUGGAGGACACGGGGACAGCAGCAGCAGCAGCAGCGAAAGCGCCGGGGAGGACCGCUGGAGGUACAGGAGCUACCCCGGCAGCCGCUACGAGCAGCCCUACAGGCGGGGAGGGCGCAGCAGCAGCAGCCAGCAGGAGGAAGAGGAGAGCUACGGCUUUGAGGACGAAGCCAUGCAGGGGGACGACCCCUCUGUCUUUGACGGGCUAGGCAGCAGUUACCGGGGGCACCGUGCCUUGGGGAACAGCCGAGAGAGCGGCCAGGGAGCUGGCUCACACCGCUGGCAAGAGGGUGACAGCAGGUCCCCGGAGCUGGAGGACGCCGACUCGGGAGAAGACAGCCCCUCCGAGGAGGACAACAGCGAGUCCGAGGAGCCUGGCACCAGCCGCUCCGAGGAAAACGGCACCAGCCGCUCGGAGGAGGGCGAGGAUGGCGAGGACAGCCCCUCCAGGGAGAGUGAGGACAGCGAGUCCAGGGAGGACACCGCGGAGCAGGCAGAUGAAGAGCUCCGGGAGUCCCCGGAGGACCUCUCCCGGGAGUCUCCGGAGGACCCCUCCCGGGAGUCCCCGGAGGAGCCCUCCCGGGAGCUGGUGAGCAUGGGCAGCGAGCAGGCGGACAGCCAGUCCCGGGAAGAGCAGAAGGACCAGCAGGAGUCCGCGGAGGACAGGAGCGAGCCAUCCGCACCCGACAGCCAGUCUGAGGAAGAGGAGGGAAAGCCGAGCGAGUCCCGGGAGGACGUCAGUGAGCAGAGCCAGUCGGCAGAGGACACCGCGGAGGAGUCCCAGGAGGACGAGCAUGACUCUGAGCCCGCCGGGGACUCGCCGAGCGCAUCGGCCGAGAGCCAGAGCUCCUCCCUGCAGGACGAUGGCAGCCCGGAGAGCGUGGCAGGGGAGGACAGCAGCUCCCCCGAGAGCACCGACAGCGAGUCGCAGCAGCAGGAGGAGGAGGAGAGCUACUCGCAGGAGGAUGCCAGCAGCAGCCGCGGCGAUGCCAGCUCUGCGCAGAGCCUGGAGAGCAGCAGCCGCAGGCGGCGGCCGGGCGCGUACCGCCACAAGCCUGCCGCUGACUACGACGACAACGACUGCCAGGAUGGGUACUGAGCUGUGCCCGCAGCCCCGUGGGCGCUGGGGGUGUGGGGGCAGAGUGUGCGGGGGGGUAUUUAUUUGCUGUACAGCCUGGCUGCCUUCUGCCCGAGAAGAGUCUGUGGGUAACGCAGGGGCAGCUUCGCCAGAGCUUGACCUGGGCACGCUGCAUAGGAGCGGGAGGAGAUGCCAGGCACAGGGAAAGCACCAAAGCAGACCCAGGAAUCCAUCCCUUAUCCCACAUUGGCCGGCAGCUGAGGGCUGUGAGUGCCAGCAGGGUGGUGCUGCCUGUUUGCCCUGAGGAUGGAGUGUCAGGUGGGCACUCCAGCAGCUGCGCCUGGGCAUGCUGGGCAGAGAGAUCCCUGCCUUCACCCCCUGUAUUUGCCUGCUGCUGCCCCAAGGCCUCUGCCCAGGUGCCAGUGGGAGCUUUCUGCAGGCUCCACGUCCUGCAGAUCAGAGGGACAAGCCACAGCCAAGUGUGGGCACGCAGUGGGGGGGCUCAGUGGUGUGCCAGGUGCCACCUCAGCAGGGAGCCCGUGUAAUAUUUUGUAAGAAGUGUACAGAAACCAUUCUAUUGUCCUCUCUUGUCACCUGGCUGGCAGAGCUGGGGUGUGCCUCGUGUCCUUUAAGUGCCAUUAAACCCAUCAGAAGUCCACA
Molecule: messenger RNA, 3223 nt
Organism: Pogoniulus pusillus (Red-fronted tinkerbird)
Lineage: Eukaryota; Metazoa; Chordata; Aves; Piciformes; Lybiidae
Gene: DMP1
Product: dentin matrix acidic phosphoprotein 1
Exons: 8
Coding region: 554-2584 (676 amino acids)
Biological process (GO): extracellular matrix organization; ossification
Cellular component (GO): extracellular matrix
Molecular function (GO): extracellular matrix binding
Source: RefSeq, a predicted model, not a curated record